AGGGGGCGGGGUUUCGGAGAAGGACGGACGUCGCCAGAACACCGGGUGUCAGUUUGUCGGCCCACCGCUAGAAAGCCAGCAGGUUACGGGCCGCGGCGCCGUCCUGAGUCCGUCUGUGGCGUGUGUCAGGAGUUCGGUUUGUUCUCCGCGGUGUGAUGGAACUGGGCAGGAUGGAUGAAAAUGACUGGAAAUACCACGGAGAAGGAAACAAGAGCCUGGUGGUCUCCCACGUUCAGCACUGCAGAGUUUUACGUCUCCUCAAAUAUCCAGCAGAAGACUCGGAGAACCCUCCACAGACGGCGGAGCAGGCCUUCAGGCAGAUCCAGAACAUCGUGGACUUCAGCUCCAACGUCAUGAGCAGCCUGCUGGGGGACAAGGUCGUCCACAGUGGGGAAGUGGUCAGACUGCCGCUGGAGUUUGUUCGCCAGUUAUCCAUCAAGAUUCAGCACCAGAGACCCGCCUGGCGCUGUGAUAAAGUCAUGGACAUCUACAGCGGCUGCGCUCUCUGCCUGCCCAACCUGACAUCUCCAACCCUGCACCAGCCGACACCACCCGCCCCGCCUCUCUGCAUCGAGAUCAAGCCGAAAUGCGGCUUCCUGCCGUCACCCAAACACGUCAGCAAGGACAUCAAGACCAGAGUGUGUCGAUACUGCAUGCACCAGCACUACAAGGUGGCCAACGGGAAGUGGAAGAGACGCAGUCUGUACUGUCCUCUGGACCUGUUCUCAGGAAACAGACAGAGAAUGCACUUCGCCAUCCGACACCUGAUAGAAGAACCUCAGAACAACCUCAAGGUGUUUAAGGGCGGUCAGUGUAUUUACAGCAGUAAGGAGGGCAGCAACGAGUCGCCCGACACAAACUCUCUGCUGCAUCACCUCAGACCGUACUUCCUGCGUGGAAACAACCGCAUCAACGGUCACAUGACCACCAAAGCCGUCCUGAAUGACUUCAUCCAGGUCCUGGUGAACGCCCUGCUGAGCGCCGCAGGAGGAGACGGAGGUCAGGUGACUGACAGAGCAGGAGAGGGGCGGAGCUUCUGUGAGGCCAGUCUGUUCAACAACGAGCGGAUCCGCCACGGAUCUCAGGGUUUACCUACCAGCAGCGUUCUGUCCAGGAUCCUUCAGACCCAGAUGUUGGACACGUUGGACAUCGAAGGACUUUAUCCUCUGUACCGCCGUGUGGAGCAACACCUGCAGGACUUCCCCGAGGAAAGGACUCGCCUCCAGAUAGACGGACCGUACGACCAGAACUUCCUGGAGAAGGUGCAGAAAUGUUGGAUGGAGGACGACGGCUCUGUGGAGUACGCUGCAGCCAAGGUCCAUCAGUACCGGAUCGCCCUGACGGCUAAGGACUGCUCCAUCAUGGCUGCUCUUGUUCCCAGUGUUGAGGAAGAGGACGAUGAUGAAGACCUCUCCUCUCAGAAGCAUCUCAGGGACUUCAGACCUCAGGCCUUCUCCUCCUCCGUCUCCAUCCUGGAUUUGGAUCCAAAGCCGUUGGACAGCAUCCCCCGCCAGCAGCGUUUGGACCAGAAGAUCGUCUCGUGUUACCUGAGGACGGGCGGUGCCUUGCCCAAGGGCUCCUUGCCGCUGCUCCCCAACAUCAUCACGGCUGCAGAGAGGGAGGACCGAACGCUGCUCUUCCAGCCCGUGUGAACGGCUGGUUCUGUCUGUCUGAGAGAGGUCCGAUCAGGAGGAGAAUCCAGCAUCCGUUCUGCUUCAGUUAACCACAAUCUCACAGCUUCAUUCUGUCACCAACAUCCUCUCUGACCUCUCCUUGGAUGGAAGCUGUUGUCAUAGCAACAAGCUCUGAUGCUAUGAUGUCAGAGGUCCUCAGCUGAUCAUCAUCAUCAACACUAACAGCUGUGAUACAAACACAGUCAACAGGCCGUCUGCUGCAUCGCUUUAAAGGUCAAAUGUGCUGUUAAAGGGUCAGUUCACCAGAAUCAGAACCACGAAAACCUCCUGGGUCAGACGGUUCUGGUCUCAACAGUCUGAAAACCUGGAGACAACCUCCGAUGUUCCCACUGAUUAAAUGAGUUUAUUUGUUGUCAGGCAGGAGGAGGACAGCCUUUCAUGUAGUUUUAACAUUAUUAAAAAACUCCAGCAUCAGGUUGAGCUGAGACCUCUGAGUGUUUGAGGAAACCGGGUUUUGUUCUGGGCUCGGUACUGUAACUUUCACUGAUGUCAGAGCAGAUUUCAGUCUGUUUACUUGUUUACUAAUCUGUGCAGGGUGGUAAACAAACAGCAGUGGUCAGAAGUCCUGAUCCAGCCCUCAUGUCUUCAGAUUUCCCUUCUUCUGACCCAGUUGAUCCUGUCUGUGUGUUCUGGUCCAACAGUUCUCAGGGCUUCCUGUAGGACUGUCAGAGGUUUUCUUUGGACUUUGGCUGAUAUUCACUCCUUUUCAGUCCAGUAGCUGACAACAGAAGAACUUUCAGGACUAAAAGAACCUUCUCCGGCAGAUAAACAGAACCUGAAGGACCUUCAGUAGUUCUGGAGAACUGUUGAUCCAAACACUUGAAGAGAACAAGAAGUUUGGCUGUUUGCAAGGAAAACCUGCAGAAAUGAGGACUGGUUGGAAGUUCUGAUCCAGUACCGUUUGUUCCCACUUAGCUUCAGUUCUAUGAAUGUUGUUUGGAUGUUCUGAAGUCAGAAUUUUGGACUGAAAGCUGCUUCAGAGUCCAAUUGGACUCUUUCAGAUCAAUUUUGGAGCGUUUGGCUGAACUGAACUCUGCAGUAAAGCUUCUGGACCGGACUUUAACAAAGUCCUGAGAUCCGAUCCGAGCUCUGACCCACAUGCUGCUGCUCCGCUGGUUUUGUGCCAAACAUGGCUGCUUCCUUUUUGUUUGUCCUGGUGCCUGAAUGUACUGACGGGUCUGUUGGACGGUGACGGUCCUGUUGGACGGUGACGGUCCUGGAGGACGGUCACGGUCCUGUUGGACGGUGACGGUCCUGGAGGACGGUGACGGGCGUGGAGGACGAUGACGGUCCUGGAGGACGAUGACGGUCCUGGAGGACGGUGACGGUCCUGGAGGACGGUGACGGUCCUGGAGGACGAUGACGGUCCUGGAGGACGAUGACGGUCCUGGAGGACGGUGACGGUCCUGGAGGACGAUGACGGUCCUGGAGGACGGUGACGGUCCUGGAGGACGGUGACGGUCCUGGAGGACGAUGACGGUCCUGGAGGACGAUGACGGUCCUGGAGGACGGUGACGGUCCUGGAGGACGAUGACGGUCCUGGAGGACGGUGACGGUCCUGGAGGACGGUGACGGUGUGUUUGUUGAGGAAACUAAUUCUGUUACAGGCUGCGUUGCCCCUGCAGCCCAGAACUGGGGAUACCUGGAACUCCCGACGAGCCCAACGAGCUCCAUGGCCCGUUUAGCAGGUUUGUACUGGUCCUGGUGGACCUGCUGAUUGAGGCUUCAAAUAAACUGGUAACACUUGACCUCAGUUCCUGCUGUCAGCGUCCACUCUCCAUCAGCCAAUCAGCAGCAGUCUAACCCACAGCCUCCAUGGAGAGUGGACGGCAGCGAACUGAACCAACCACUAAUUAUUGGGUCUGAAUGACGGCGCCACCUGCAGUACAGCGGCAGCAGAACCCAUCCAGAACUGAUCCAUUAGAAAUAUUAACAACUUCCUCAUUUAAACUUGAUGCUCCCACAUCAGCUGAUCCCGACGCUGCUUCAGUCUGGAAACAUUCUAGUUAAAUUAGGAGGAUUUUAGUUUUAUGGUUGGAAAACUCAGUUUCAGGUUAAAAACAUCUUUAAUUAGUGAAAUGUUGUUAAAAGCUGAAGAUUUAUUUGAUGAUGAAGGAUUUUCUUUUAACAUGAACUGUUUGCUGUAAGCUAAGAUGCUCCACAGCUUUUAGUGAUGUAAAAAUCGACUCCAUAAUGAAUCAUUUUAGGACUUUAUGCGCCUUUAAUGUGACAUUUUCCUGCACAAUUCAACUGAAACCCAAACUAGUCUGUUGGUGGAAAAUGUAAGUAAUGAAAAUCUGCAAUAACCUGGUUGCAUAAGUUUGCACACCCUCAAACUAACAUUUUGAAGCAACUUCUGGUCCAGAUUCAGUGUUCAGUCUUUUUCAGUUCACACCUGCAAUCAGUUAAACUAAAUCUGAUGAACCUGAAAUAAAAGUUCUGAUGUUCUGGUUGGAUUUUCCUAACAUUUGCUCAUUUUUAUCUUGUAGCUGAAGUCACAGAGGAUCAGAUGAUUUCAGUGUUUAAAGGUAUCAGUCAGGAGAAGAUGACAAAACAAUCCAUAAGAUAACAUGGUCACCAUGGCAACAUGAGGACAGGAGUCAUUGGAGACAAUAUGGGACAUCAGUGACUUUAGGAAAACUGGACAUUUGUCCACAUUUGUUGAAAAGACGACAGGAAGUGGUCAGAGAGACGCCAAGAGGUCGACUAAAACACUGAAGGAGCCGCAGGAGUUUCCCAACCAGUACCGGUUCUGUUCUACAUGUGACAACUGUCUCCACAUGUCUGGACUAAGGAGAAAGAUUGAAGAACAUUCCAGAGAAAAUGUCCAGACAGGCUAGAACCUUGUGGAAGAAUGUUAUAUGGUCUGAUGAAACCGAGCCUGAAAUUCUGGUCAGAAUUCAAAACGUUAAAUUUAACACAAAUUACACUAAAUAUUAACAAAAUAACACCAUCCUUACAGUGAAGCAUGGUGAUGGCAGUAUCAUGAUCUGCGCUUACUUUCUUUUAAACUUAACAGGGUGGAUGUUGAGUGGGUCGGGUUCAGAUCCAAACCCUCCAGUGAUCAGCUAGAAAGCUGAAGAUGAAGGGUUUAAUAAUCUAUCAUCACAGUGAGACCAAACAUAGAUCCAAAACAACUAAGAAAUUACUUCAUAGGAGGAAAAAUAAAGUUUUAGAAUGGCCUAGUUAAAGUCCAGGACUAAAUCUGAUGGAAAAUCUGAGCAAUGAGCUGAGGAGGGCACCGAAGAGGAGAUGUGUUUACAAUCUGACAAGAGUUGGAUAACUUUUAGAAAGCAGGCUGCCAGACUGCAACCAACGAAGACUGAACCUGAACCAUAAACUACUACAGAGCUUUAGAUUAAGGGUGUGCAAACUUUUUAAUCCAGGUUAGAGCAACUUGUUGAUUAGUUUGUUGUAAGUUAAACAGGAUAAAUGUUGCAUUAAAUGUGGAAAAUGUUCUGAAAUGAUGUAUCAUGGUCUCAUUUCUUACAUCAUUAAAGCCUUUAACAGGGUGUGAAUACUUUAGAGACCUGCAGAUAAUAAAGAACCUCAUUGGUCAGUCUCUGCUCUGAGCUGGAACCUGAUUGGUCAGCCGCCUGCUGCCUGAGCAACAUGAUUGGCUGAGGAUCAUGGGUCAGCGCUGUGAUUCCUGCAGACUCCUGAAACCUUUGAGUGGAAUAAAAACAGCAGAAACUACGUGGGGACAUAAAGGCCAAACAGCUGUCUGGUGUUUUCUACUGAAAUUAUUUAUUUUUGUAGAUUUGGACCAACGAGUUCUGCUGUUACUGCCGUCACAGUCACGCUCUUUGUAUCAGAAUAAACAUUUGUACCGAACCGAA
Girardinichthys multiradiatus is the source of this 5533-nucleotide messenger RNA. RefSeq names its product inositol 1,3,4,5,6-pentakisphosphate 2-kinase (gene ippk). Lineage: Eukaryota; Metazoa; Chordata; Actinopteri; Cyprinodontiformes; Goodeidae. Gene Ontology annotation, molecular function: inositol-1,3,4,5,6-pentakisphosphate 2-kinase activity; ATP binding. The record is from RefSeq and is a predicted model, not a curated record. Gene Ontology annotation, biological process: inositol phosphate biosynthetic process. Gene Ontology annotation, cellular component: nucleus. The coding region runs from base 156 to 1652 and encodes 498 amino acids. The transcript has 14 exons.